Messenger RNA from Seminavis robusta, 966 nucleotides. The record is from the annotation of a GenBank genome assembly. Lineage: Eukaryota; Bacillariophyta; Bacillariophyceae; Naviculales; Naviculaceae.
AUGGUUCAGUGGACUUCGUCCCAUCCCUCCUUUCGGCUUUCCUCGUCAUUUUUUUGUGAAGAAUUGACCUUGACGAUGGCGGAGGCCGACGAAAUCAGCAACCUCACCUGCUCCGACAUUGAGGACCACCCCCAACAUCACACCAAGGGGCGCCCCAUGAAGCGUGACAGCAUAGACAGUCUGAGAGUCAGCCAUAAUGACGACGACAAGGAUGAGUAUGACGACCGCUCUGCCGACGAAGACACUCACUUUGACCCGGACGAAUCCGAUACUGUCGAAACCAUUGCCUUGUUUGGCGUGGACAGUCGAACCGGUCAUCAUUUUCUUCGUCUUGCAUUGGAUGCUGGCUAUCGGGUUCGGGCGUUGGUAGAACCCAACACAACAAUGGAUGGACAGUUUCAGGAUUUGUACAUUGUGGUUGGCACGCUGUCGGAACAUGCCAAAAUUCGUCAAGUUCUCCAUGGUUCCACUUAUGCGGUGUGCAUGGUGGGGGAAACAGCUUUGACCAAACUAUCUGGGGGAUAUCCCAAAAGGUACCUGUUGCAAUUUGUCAAGACACUGUACCGAAUCAUGGCAAAACAAGAGGAUCCAAGCAUCCAAGGCUUUCUCUUCCAGGCCACUUCCUUGGCGGCCAAUCAAUGGGGCGAAAUUCCAGCUAUGUCUACCUACAUUCGCAAAUAUUGGACUCGACAACAUACACUGCAAUACGUGGAAGAUUUGGAUGCUGUCAUUCGAUAUAUCCAUUCACAAAGUUGGGGCAAAAACAAGGCAAGCUUUCCUUACAUUAUCACGCGGCCCACCUCCUUCCUACGGGACGGACGAUCUACUAAAAAGCUACAGGCUUCCAAAUCACAACCUGGUCCAUUUCCAUACUGCAAUGUAGAUCUUGCUGAAUACACAUUGAAUGCUCUAACGACACCCAAGCUUUAUAAUACAUGUCGCUAUGUUGUGGGAGACGGUUGCUGA